AUGAUGUCGGCGUCGGUGCGUGUGGAAGUGAACCACCAGAAACAGUCACUGAUUAUCAGCUACGAGGGCGAACAGGAGAUCUUGCAGAUCUCCGACACGGAAAUGUCGUUGAACCUGGAAGAUUUGGCGCAACAAGUCUCCGGCCGCUCCCGGUGCGGCCUCCGCGCCACUCAUCUGACGGAGCCGCUGCGUGAGCUGCGCGUGGCGCGGCCGGCCGUGUCCGCGGGCGUUUCCGUGGGCGUUUCCAGGGCGGAGACAGAGCCAGUUGGUGUGCCAAUCUGGCUACGGUCCUUAAGUGGCACGACCUUGGGUCCCUACAACACUGCCAGCAUCAGGACAGUGGCACAGUUGAAGUCCAAGGUCUUGAAAGACGCACAUUUCCCCGUGGCGCAGCAAGAAAUCGCCCAAGGUGAUCGACUGCUGCCAGAUGCCACGGUGCUCGUGGAAAUCGCUGCAGGCCUGAUGGAGAUCGACUUGCAGCUGCUUUUGCUGAGUCCCAGCCCUUGCCGCGUGGCGCUGCGCUUUCGCCCGCGGCGGCGGGAGGCGGAGGCAGCGCCGGUGUGGCGAGCGGAGACGCAGCAGGCGAAGGUCGUGUUAAUCGAGGGAGCCUGGCAUGUCAGGAAAGAGGCAACAAAGGAGCACUUCUUUGAUGCCGUCUUUGAUGAAGCGGCUUCCGGUGAAGAUGUAUAUCAUCACCUGGCGGCGGACUUGCCGCAGCGAGCACUUGAAGGCAUUUGCUCGGUGCUCCUUUGCUAUGGUGCCAGUGGAACGGGCAAGAGCUUCUCCUUGUUCACGGAGAAUGGGCUCAUCCCAAGGACGAGCGCAGAUCUUUUCGAACAAUGCCGAGAACUUGACACUGUCAUUGCAGUGUCCUUUUUAAGCAUCGUCCAUGAGGAGUUUCGAGACCUCUUGCACCCCAGCAGUGACCGUCUGAUGCUGCGCGAAGUACCCGGAACCAGCGGUCGGGGACGCACGGUGCUACAGCCAGGUGCCUCCAGCCACCUCGCGGCUUCCCCACAGGAGCUGAGUUUGUUGCUGGACGCGGGCUUGCGACAGUUGGCGGUAGACGCCACGACCAUGGAACUGAAGCUUUCUGAGGUGACUCAGAUCUUUACCAUCCAUGUUGCUCGCUUAGGAGAGAGUGAAGCUGCCGCAACAAUCCAGUUCGUCCACAUGGCUGAUAGUGCUCGCUCACGUGAGACACGGCCCAAUCGCAGUGUCACGGGGCUCAUGGAGGUUGUGAGUGCUCUAGCCAGGCGCGAUAGUUUCAUCCCCUAUCGCAACAGCAAACUGACCCGUUGGCUUCAACCGGCCUUGCGCGGUUGCGCCCUUCUGCGGCUGCUCUGCACGGCCAGCCCAGUGGAUGAGGAGGAGACCCUGCGAAGCAUGCUCUUCGCUGCGGAUGCCAGGCAGCUGAGCAACUUUCCCAAGGCCCUCUCGCUGGAGCCCUCAGAUCCCGAGCCGCAAGAUGCUUUCGCGCUGCAGUUGCACUCCUUGCGGAACACCACGGAGGAGGACACAGACCUGGCGGAUGACCCACCGAACAGCGAGCAGGAAAGCAAUGAAGCUCGGAAGGUGGCGCAAAACAACGAAGGCGGCGAGAAGUUGCUGUCCAAGGUGAAGAUGAAGAAGAUGACCAUUCGUGCAGUAAUGGGUGUCAGUAUGAUGGUGACGUUUGGUGGCAUCAUCUACUUGGGUCAUUUGUACCUUUGCACCUUGGUCUUCGCCCUGCAGUGUUUCAUCUUCUCCGAAUUGGUCGGGGUCCGAAAACGCCAAGCUGCUGAGAAGCGGCUGCCACUCUUCCGUUCCAUCCAAUGGGCAUGGUUCUUUGUGGCAUCCUUUUUCACCUGGUCUGGCAGCAUCUGUGACUUCGUGGCCAGCGACCCCAGAUUUCUGUCUUCCCACUCCACUGCGAGAUUGAUUCUCGAGAAGAACAUGAUGGUGUCCUUUUCGCUUUAUACCCUUUUGUUGAUGGUCUCCGUCCUGAGCCUCAGAAAGGGCUUGUACAAAUAUCAGAUCACGCAGUACACCUGGACAGUGGUGACGAUCUGCAUCGUGGUCUUCCAAACCCAGGCGGUGUUUCAUCUCAUCUACGCGGGGUUGUUCUGGUUCGUUCUUCCAUCAUCGCUGGUAAUUUGCAAUGAUAUCAUGGCCUACUACUGCGGUCAGGUCUUCGGUAAGAAGUUGAUCAAGCGAAGAUUCCUGGAACUGUCGCCCAACAAGACCUGGGAAGGCUUUCUGGGGAGCGCGUUCUUUACCAUGCUUUUCGCCUUUUGGUUCUCAAGACAUCUCUGUGGUUACAAGUGGAUGACCUGUGCUCCCGAGCACAUCACCUUCACGGUGUCUCCCUUGAGCUGCGAACCGGAUCAGAUGUAUCGACCGCAGAGCAUCGCGCAGAUCCUCUACGAGACGAUGCCAAGACUACAUACGGCAGAAGUCUUGGCAGGCUCGGUGCCCAUGCUGAAGGCCUUGGGCGAGCUGGAGAUCUGCCAAGCUCAGAUCCACGCCUUGAGCUUGGGAUUCUUCGCGUCCUUCGCCGCGCCCUUCGGAGGUUUCUUGUCCUCCGCCAUCAAACGUGCCUACGGCAUCAAG
Cladocopium goreaui is the source of this 2592-nucleotide messenger RNA. NCBI's taxonomy places the organism in Eukaryota, Dinophyceae, Suessiales, Symbiodiniaceae. The record is from the annotation of a GenBank genome assembly.